AUGGCAAAAAGGAAUGAAGAUGGCGAGAUGACCCAUUUUCAUAAUUACAUGAAAAAUGAGGAUCGGGUUAUUCAAAACGAAAACGAAAUCAGAGAAAAAGUGAUAGAGUUCAUGGACGAAGUCAACAACAGAAUUGAGAAUUAUAUCGAAAACGGACCGGAGAUAAUAUUUGAAGAAGUUGAAACAGCCGAAGUAAACGAGUCAAAUUAUGAACCACUCAGUUGUUGGAACAUACAUGCCACUUCCCAAAAAGAUCCGAGACAAGAAAGCAAUCAUCAACUUGCAGAAUAAAAGAGAUAAUGAAUGCCUGAAAUGGUCAAUCCGAGCGGGAUUGUUCAAUACACCAAAGGGAAAAAAUCCAUACAGAACGACUAGCUAUCUCACAUAAGAUGGGAUCAAUUAUUCAGGAAUUGCUUUUUUAACCCUUUUAAGAGACCUUCACAAGCUUGAAGCGCAAAAUUAAAAUAUUGCGCUCAAUGUUUUUGGUUGGAACGGAAGAGUUACUGUGUACAGAACGAGUCAAAAAUUCCCGGAAGGAGUUCCUUGGAUCAACUUAAUGAUGACCACAUCUGGAGAUACUUAGCACUUUUCCUUCAUGAAAAGCGCUUUGAGCUUUGCUUUGAGCGCCUUGUUGUACUACCAAACGAAGCAUAUAGGAAGAAAACACUUCUGCCUGCAUGCGGUGCUUGUCAAGCUUCACAACACAAGAAAUACUGCAAAAGCACGAUUAGGUCUGCACAGGUCUAAACAGCAGGCCAACGCGAACAGAAAUGCCCAGAGAGGGUGAAAACCACGUUUUCUUUCAAAACGUGGGCAACCAGCUCAAAGUCCCAUUUAUUAUUUAUGCCGACCUCGAGGCAAUAAUUGAGAAAAUAAAAAGCUCCAAAGGAAACCUACAAAAGAGUUACACUGUGUAAACAAGCCAGCUCACCGCAUGUAGUUAUGCGUACAAGGUGGUGAAAAGCGAUGGAGAAGCCUGGGAAACAAAAUUCUACCGUGGGGUAAACGCUUUGGAAGAGUUUCUAAAGGCGCUUUUGCAGAAGUAGGAAAGGAUCAGAGAAGAAUUGAGAAACGUUGUUCCUACAAAAAUGGAGCAAGAUGAUUGGAAAGAUUACAACAUUGCAACCAAUUGCCGCAUCUGUGAAAAGCCCCUGGUGGUUGAAUCCUUUUUGGACUCCAUAUCUGUUUUCUACACGUCCAACACGGGGGAGUACAGCCAACAGGCACACACAAAAAAAUGGCAUUUCAAAGACACAUUUAUCGGGCACUAAUUUCAACGCAAACCACUCGACAAAGUGGAUAAGUGGAUCAAAGACAAUCAAGAUCCAUACUACUUCAAAUCACCACACGCGAGAGAAGGCGACACGCGGCGGGGAAAGAGAAAAAUGAGGGACUACAGACAAAGCCUAAGCUUUUGAACUAAUGCGUUGCUCUCACAAAGCAAAACUCUGAUUGGCUUGUCCAUGGAAAUCUGUCAACAUCUGUCAAAAACGCGCCAGCCGCUAUCAACAAUCGACAUAAUCACAAUUUACAGAACAAAUAACUAGAGUGGCUCUUGUAGAAGCAACUAAGCAGAAAGCCAUCCCGGCAACUGAUGAAAAAGAGGUCAAAGAAAGUGCUCAUGCAUCAGAGGGCCAAAACAAUAACCACAGAAAAUUAAUAUGCGUGUCACGACCUCUCAGUAUGAAAUAAGCGGCGAAAAUCACAUUUGCUCAGUCAAAGCGUUUUCCUCCAGAGCAUAAUCUACCCGUCAGAGAAAAAAAUUCAUUGGAACAAGCAGCAUUUUGGCAUGAGUGAAAGUCGUGUGUUGCCUACACUAUAAAGUUCUUCACGCGAAACAACCGUGGAGAAAAUUAGUAUCUGGGUUUUCUUUUGCUUGCAAUAAAUAUCCCCCGCAGUCUACCGAUGACAAGAGCAAUGACAGCUCAAUAAGGGAAGGAAUUCCAUUGGAUGCGCUUAAUUGAUCUGGAAGGGGAUACGAACUUCACACUCCAAAAUCAGUCGGCCGUGAAGGGUCAAAAGCUUGGGCUUUGUCUGUAGUCCCUCAUUUUUCUCUCUCCCCCGCCGCGUGUCGCCUUUUCUCGCGUUUCGCUCGCUCUACUAUCCCUGAGGAAAAAUGGGGGACUACUCGUAGUCUAAAAGGAUGCUUUCAUGCACACCGAAGAAUUAGCAAGACAUGAAGAACAUCGAGACAUGCUUCGUCAGAAGGGGUUUAUCCGUACGAGUACAUUGAUAGUUGGGCAAGGUUGAAGAAACCCAACUGUCCCCACAAUCUCAAUUUACAGCUCGCUGAAUGAUGAGCACAUCACGCAAGGACAAAACAAACAUGUAAAGAAAGUGUGGAAAGCUUUUGGGUGUGAAAUCCUGGGAGAUUACCACGAUCUUUACCUGAAAACGGACGCCUGCUCGUUGGCGGACGUUUUCGAAAACUUGACAAGCCUAUGCUUGAAACAGUAUGGGCUGGAUCCGGAUCUGGAUCUGGAGCUGUUGACAGAUGUGGACGUGCAUCUGUUCAUCGAGCAAGGUACACGAGGCGGAAUCUCGAUGGUGAGCAAGCGCUUUGCAAAAGCCAACAACGCGUAUGUGAAAGAUUAUGACCCAAACAAACCAAACAAUUACAUUUCAUAUCUUGACGCAAAUAACUACUGUUGGGCCAUGAAGCCAUGUGUAAACCACUUCGAAAGGAUAAUUUUGCAUGGAACAAAGUGUUACCUAACGGAAAAGCCAAUCCUCGCCAUAAAGGAAGAAGCAAAGCGAGGAUUGAUUCUCGAGGUGGAUUUGGAGUAUCCAUUGUGA
Porites lobata is the source of this 2796-nucleotide messenger RNA. The record is from the annotation of a GenBank genome assembly. NCBI's taxonomy places the organism in Eukaryota, Metazoa, Cnidaria, Anthozoa, Scleractinia, Poritidae.